AUGGAUUACGAAAAGUUGGCUAAGAUGCAGCAGUCGUCUGCGCGGAUUGCUGCGAUGGAAGAUGGAAGAGGCAAGGGUACCCCCCGUCGCAAGGUCAAGAAGGUUCACCGCACCGGUGAUGCCGAUGACAAGAAGCUCCAAGUUGCCCUCAAGAAGCUGAAUGUCCAGCCCAUCCAGGCCAUCGAGGAGGUCAACAUGUUCAAGGAGGAUGGCAACGUUAUCCACUUCGCUGCUCCCCGCGUUCACGCCGCCGUCCCCUCUAACACCUUCGCUCUCUACGGUAACGGUGAGGAGAAGGAGCUUACCGAGCUCGUCCCCGGUAUCCUGAACCAGCUCGGCCCCGACAGCCUUGCCCAACUCCGCAAGCUCGCCGAGAGCUACCAGAACAUGCAGGCCGCCAAGGGUGGUGACGAUGAGGAGGAUGAUAUCCCCGACCUCGUUGAGGGCGAGAACUUCGAGAGCAAGGUUGAAUAA
Penicillium taxi is the source of this 474-nucleotide messenger RNA. RefSeq names its product nascent polypeptide-associated complex subunit family protein. Gene Ontology annotation, cellular component: nascent polypeptide-associated complex; cytosol. The transcript has 4 exons. The record is from RefSeq and is a predicted model, not a curated record. Lineage: Eukaryota; Fungi; Ascomycota; Eurotiomycetes; Eurotiales; Aspergillaceae. Bases 1 to 474 code for a protein of 157 amino acids.